Egretta garzetta (little egret) is the source of this 3778-nucleotide messenger RNA. RefSeq names its product MAPK activated protein kinase 5 (gene MAPKAPK5). The transcript is spliced from 13 exons. Gene Ontology annotation, molecular function: calcium/calmodulin-dependent protein kinase activity; calmodulin binding; calcium-dependent protein serine/threonine kinase activity. Gene Ontology annotation, cellular component: cytoplasm; nucleus. NCBI's taxonomy places the organism in Eukaryota, Metazoa, Chordata, Aves, Pelecaniformes, Ardeidae. The record is from RefSeq and is a predicted model, not a curated record. Gene Ontology annotation, biological process: Ras protein signal transduction; peptidyl-serine phosphorylation; negative regulation of TOR signaling. Bases 83 to 1303 code for a protein of 406 amino acids.
CGUGAAAAAAUCCUCUCAAGAACGCUUUGCACUGAAAAUUCUUCUUGAUCGUCCAAAAGCUAGAAAUGAGGUACGUCUGCACAUGAUGUGUGCAACACAUCCAAAUAUUGUUCAAAUUAUUGAAGUUUAUGCUAACAGUGUGCAGUUCCCACAUGAAUCCAGCCCAAGGGCUCGGCUCCUAAUUGUAAUGGAGAUGAUGGAAGGGGGAGAGCUAUUUCACAGAAUCAGCCAGCACCGGCACUUUACUGAGAAGCAAGCAAGCCAAGUAACAAAGCAGAUAGCUUUGGCUUUGCAGCAUUGCCACUCACUAAACAUUGCACAUAGAGACCUCAAGCCUGAGAAUCUCCUCUUCAAGGAUAACUCUCUGGACGCACCUGUUAAAUUGUGUGACUUUGGAUUUGCCAAAGUAGACCAAGGUGACUUGAUGACACCACAGUUCACUCCAUAUUACGUAGCACCUCAGGUAUUGGAGGCACAAAGACGGCAUCAGAAAGAAAAAUCUGGUAUUAUCCCCACCUCUCCAACACCUUACACUUAUAACAAGAGCUGUGACUUGUGGUCCCUGGGUGUCAUUAUUUACGUGAUGCUGUGUGGAUACCCUCCGUUUUACUCCAAACACCAUAGUCGGACAAUUCCAAAGGACAUGCGGAAAAAGAUCAUGACAGGAAGUUUUGAAUUUCCAGAGGAAGAGUGGAGCCAGAUCUCAGAAAUGGCGAAAGACAUUGUGCGAAAGCUGCUGAAGGUCAAACCUGAGGAACGGCUGACCAUUGAAGGUGUGCUGGACCAUCCCUGGCUCAACUCCACCGAGGCACUCGAUAACAUCCUGCCCUCUGCCCAGCUGAUGAUGGACAAGGCAAUGGUCGCAGGGAUACAACAGGCUCAUGCAGAACAGCUUGCGAACAUGAGAAUCCAAGACCUCAAAGUCAGUCUCAAACCCCUUCACUCCGUCAACAACCCAAUCCUGCGCAAAAGGAAAUUACUGGGCACUAAGCCAAAGGAUGGUGUUUAUAUCCAUGACCCGGAGAAUGGAAGUAACGAUUCCAACGUGGCUCUGGAAAAGCUCAGAGAUGUCAUCGCUCAGUGCAUUCUACCGCAGGCUGGUAAAGGAGAGAAUGAAGAUGAGAAGCUGAAUGAAGUGAUGCAGGAGGCGUGGAAGUAUAAUCGAGAGUUUGCAGAAGCUGCCUUCCAUCUGCUAUACGUACAGCCAGCUGCAAUGACUAUGUAUGUGAACGAGACAGCCACAGUUUCUCAACACCCUGCUCAAAGAUCCAACACUUGGUUUCGAACUUGUCCUCUUGUUUGAAAGAGAUCAUCCUGGCAAGGGUCAUAGUGCUGCUGUGUGAAUCCGCCGGUGAUCCUUCUCUUGUGUCACCCUCCGGAGUCCAAGCUCCCCAUCUCUUUGAUGCCUUCGAGCUCCUCCUGGGGGAGCAACAGACACAGGGCUGCUCCUUGACACACUGAUGCUGCCUGGACCAUGAGGCUGCCCAGGGCAGAUUCUUACACUAGUCUGGAACAUUGGCUCCAAAAGCUGCUUUUUUAAUCUUAAUUAAACAAACGAAUGAGAAGAAUCUGUACAUAUUUCUAGUUUUCUACCUUCUGACGCUUUUCUUUCUUUUGAGACUGGUCGAAGGCUUUUUAUAGAGAUAUUUUGGUACUAAACCCGUGCAGACGUUGAAUGAGUUUGGUCUGCAGACUGAAGUGCCAAUUCAGGGCUAUUAGUAAUGACUCUUGAACAUUAUUGUUGUAUUUCAUAGCUCAUUAACUUUGGGUUUACAUUUACAAACCUGAGCCAUGAAUCUCCCAAUUUACUCUUACGGCAGUCCAGCCUUCUUCUUUUUUGUCUUUUUUCUAUACCAGACUUCCUUGCAACCUUUUGCUUGGAUGGCAAACCAGUGUCUGACUCUUUCUAUACAAUUUUGUAAGCAGUGACUUAGUUUUUCUACAUGAAGGAGAUGCUUCGUUUCCCAUUCUUCGUCAGCACCUUGUCAGCUUUCUUUUAAUCCUGUUGAUAGUUUUCCAAUGCCUGAUUUGUUGCAGAGUAAGAACCACAGUCCCCAGUUAACCAUCACUUUCUCUGAUGGAAACAGGGAGUUUCUGCGUACAGCCAGAAUUGUACCUCUGCCGCUACGUGGCACGUUUGUGCACUGACAUCUAUCGAUGACAACGGUAGGGAAUUAGCAAGAGACAAGAGUUAUUUGUCGGUUCUUGGUAGUAUCAGUGAGUUUGCAGGCCCUAUAUGCAUUUCUGUCCUUGUCCUAAAUUCGAGGUUAUGUCAACAUCCACGCAAUCUCUAAAUGUAACAGAUAAUUUCCUUUUUAACUGGAAAGACGUGCUUUUUUCUGAGAAACCUCAUUGUAUUGGAACUUGAUGGCAAAUAGAGAAAUAAGCAAGGAAAUCACCUUUAUUGGAAUGGGAGUGCAAAAAAUUCCCCACAAAAGCACUUUGCAACUCCGCCCUCCAAGGAGGCAAAUACUCGGGCGGUUUCUUGAGGGUCAGAACCUGUGAGCAGAAAAAUGGAUCUGGUUGUAACUACUCUCGCAGCCAAGGCACCGCGGUCAGCAGAGCCUACCGCCACGCCACAGCCCGAUACGACCCAAGCGCCCUGUGCGCAGCUUGGGGGUGUAACACACUGGGACCUACUUUUUAUCUCUGGCAGGUUGCUCUAGCGUUCGAGAUGACGGUAGCAGGGCUCGUAUGCCGCUGUGUAGCCGUCUGUAGGAGAUGGCUUCAGCCCGUUUCUGCGGUACCAGCCCACGUUUGGUACAGCGGGGAGCACCUUGGGGUGCUGCUGCUCGCCGACAUCCACGGCAGCUCAGAAGUAGGCAGAGACCUGACGGUGCGUUACGUCCCUUCGUGGUCCCUUAACUUACACAACCGAAUAAUUUCAAGCUGUCACUGAUAGUGAGGUGGGUACAGCUGCGACUGACAGUGAGAUGUUUUUAGCGUCUGGAGGGAAGUCAACUUUCUAAGGGCUUUUGUGAAUAAGGAACUGCUUUUUAUGGAUUUAGUAUGGAUUUUAUUGUCCGUAUAAACAAGAGUGGCGUGAUCCAAAACGGAGGGAGGGAGGGACAGAUUAAGAACACACAAAUUUGCAGAUUCAAGGUCAAAUGGUUUUAUUUCUAUGGGAAAGUUGAUUAUUUUACUCUUUAAAAAGUUACGUUUUAGAUUUCAAAAUUAAAUACGCUUUAAUGGAUUCAUUUACGUAUUUUUAAAGUAGUAUUUUACUUUUGCCUUCCUGUGUUUUUUAUUUUUCCGUUGACAUAAAUGCAAGAUACCUUGUCUUGGUUAGGUAAGGUUUUAGUUGGUAAUAAAUCUACUGAACCUUUAUAGCAGACUGUGAAUAUUGUAAAUACCUUGAGGUGGAAGGGUCAUAUGGGAUCAAAGACGACAUUCGUUGUACAAACACUAAGAGGAUAUGAGAAAGCUCUGUAGGGGGUUUGGUUUUUGGGUUUGUUUUUUUUUUUUUAGAAUUUUAUUUAAGAGAAAAAUCUCUGAAAUCAUUUGACCUUUCCAAAAUUUUGUGUAUAUCUGACUUCUCCUGUGACUUAUUUUAAGAUAUAUAUAUAUAUAAAAAAGUUAGAAGAACUUGACUAGGCAAAAGAGUUUUUGAUUGGAAAUAGCAAUGUGUCAAAGUUUUGCUGUCAUUACUUCAGGUUUUUCUGUUGGAAAUCUGUCCUCAUAUGCCACGUUUAACUUCUGUGUAUUAAAAUGUUUUCAUUUCUCCUUUUCAGUGUUAUCUGUAAUAUGUUAGUUUAUUUUGGAUCAGUAUUAUAUUGUA